ACACAGAAACCCCCUCAACUCCUCUGCCCCAAAACACCUCUCCUCAGUCAAUCCCCUGUAUAAAAUCUCCUAAUAAAACAGGGCCACCUCUAAUUUUUAUUCCACCUUGUUUAUAAACAAAUAUAAUCUCUCUCCCAUCUCUCUCUCUCAAUAUUUUAUAAUCUCUCUCUCUCUCUCUCUCUCUCUCUCUCUCUCUCUCUCUCUCUCCCAGUAUAUUUUAUAUAUACAAAAUCCCCAUCUCCCAAAAUCCCUAAUCUCUCUCUCUCUCUCUCUCCCUCUCUCAAUGUCACUCUAAUUGGCCCUGAAACAGAUCUCACAUAUACAUAUAGGAUUGUUGUAUGUAUAUGUGGUAAGUGCUCAAUGGCAUCAUCAGCAAGAGUGAAGAAAGCAGAGGGGAAGAGUGGGAUUAACAAGAACUCAAUUGAGGUAUUUUCUUGGCUAAAAACCCUACCUUUAGCUCCUGAAUAUCAUCCAACCCUAGCUGAGUUUCAAGAUCCAAUUGCUUUUAUUCAUAAAAUUGAGAAGGAGGCUUCGAAAUAUGGUAUUUGUAAAAUUAUCCCCCCUGUUUCACAGCCCAGUAAAAAGGAUACGAUUUCUAAUCUUAACAAGUCACUUUUAGCUAGGUCUGGUAAUUUUAGCCCUACAUUUACUACUAGGCAGCAACAAGUGGGGUUUUGCCCUAGGAAACAGAGGCCUGUUAAGAAGCCUGUGUGGCAGAGUGGUGAGACUUAUACUGUUCCAGAAUUCGAGGCCAAGGCCAAGUUGUUUGAGAAGGGUUAUUUGAAGAGGGUUGCGAAAAAGGCGUUAUCGCCUUUGGAAGUUGAGACAUUGUAUUGGAAGGCUACUCUGGAUAAACCCUUUUCGGUUGAGUAUGCAAAUGAUAUGCCUGGAUCGGCAUUUGUGCCGUUGAGUGGGAAGAAGAGAGUCGCAGGGGAGGGUUUGACUGUGGGGGAAACUCCGUGGAAUAUGAGGGGAGUGUCGAGGUCGGAUGGUUCAUUGUUGAAGUUUAUGAAGGAGGAGAUACCGGGUGUCACAUCACCUAUGGUGUAUUUGGCUAUGAUGUUUAGUUGGUUCGCUUGGCAUGUGGAAGAUCAUGAUUUGCAUAGUUUGAAUUAUAUGCAUAUGGGAGCUGGGAAGACGUGGUACGGGGUGCCAAGGGAAGCUGCAGUUGCUUUUGAGGAUGUCAUAAAGGUCCAUGGGUAUGGAGGAGAGAUCAAUCCCAUCGUAACUUUUGCAACCCUUGGUGAGAAGACCACUGUCAUGUCUCCAGAAGUACUGGUGAAAGCCGGAGUUCCAUGUUGCAGAUUGGUACAGAAUGCUGGAGAAUUUGUUGUUACUUUCCCAAGAGCUUAUCACUCGGGAUUUAGUCACGGGUUCAAUUGUGGGGAGGCUUCUAAUAUUGCUACUCCUGAAUGGGUUAGACUUGCAAGAGAUGCCGCAAUUCGUCGUGCUUCAGUAAAUUCCCCUCCCAUGGUUUCCCACCACCAGUUGCUAUAUGAUCUCGCCCUGUCAUUGUCUACAAGAGUACCCAUGACCACAGUUCCUGAGCCACGAAGUUCUAGAUUAAAGGACAAGAAGAAAGGUGAAGGGGAAACCCUGGUGAAGGAGCUAUUUGUGCAUGAUGUCAUGGAGAACAUUGAACUACUUAAUACCCUUGGCAAAGGAUCUCCUAUUGUACUUCUUCCCCGAGAUUUCAUUCAAACACAAUCACGUGCUGGAUAUCUAAUCAAAGCCAAUUCAGAUCUGUCCCUAGGGUUAUGUAGUACAGAUCGUAAGAUGAGGGUUCUUAACGACAUAAAGCUAGACAGAAAGAAGCGGUCCAAGGGGCCUUAUUCAAUGAAAGGUAAGUUCCCUAAAUCGAGUGGUGAAAACAGGCUCCCCUUUUUUAGUGGAAGCAACGGUGAAUCAUGCGAAUCAUUAUAUGAAAAUGAGAGCACAGACACUGAAGGAGAAAGACGUGCUCAAUGUGACCGACUGCCUAACAAAGGACUUUUCUCUUGUGUCACUUGUGGUAUUCUAUGCUUUGCUUGUAUUGCGAUUGUAAAACCUAGAGACGUGGCUGCUCGCUACCUCAAGUCAAGUAAUUGUACCAAUUUUACAGAGUGGGGCAAUGGCUCUAAAGUAGAUAGUAAGUGCUUAACGCUUUUAGAUGGGAAUGCAGAAACUGCUGAGCUGAGUACUGGUUUAGGAUGGAUGACAAAGAAAAGCCGUAAUGGUUUGGUAGAUGUACCAAGAGAAUCUGUUGAAGAAGGUUAUAUAGAGACAACCAAUGGAACUGGAGGAAUGAAUGCUUAUGCUGAAACGCACAUAGGCAAUUCUUCCUUGGGUCUUUUAGCUUUAACUUAUGGCGACUCUUCUGAUUCUGAUUCUGAUGAUCAGUGUGAAGCUCCUGUGAAUGCCAACAAAACCGAAUUCAGUAACUUUUCUGCUGUAAAUAGUCUUGAUAGUGAUGAUAGUGGAUCUCCAUGUCAUGCUCAUUACAGUGGACCAAGUGGUCGUUUUAUUUCUUUCCCAUUGCAUUCUUGUGAGGAUGAAGAUCCCCGUCAAGUCAUUGAUUCUUACGAGGAGCAUGGGCAUGCAAGAUCUGAUCUUGAAGAUAGAUGCUAUCAAACUUCUAAUUGUUCUUUUGGAUUCCAAACUAAUAAUCCUUCAUUGAUGGCAGACAGUUUCAAAGGGGGAUCCUCCCAUUUGGCACAUACUACUGAACGAUCGUGUGGCAGUGACCCAAGGCCAAUUGACAAAAGAACUAUGUCAUUUGCUUCAAGAGCUGAUGAAGACUCUUCUAGAUACCAUGUCUUCUGCCUUCAGCAUGCUGCGGAGAUCGAGCAGAAACUGCGUUCAGUUGGUGGAGUGCAUUUGUUGCUCCUUUGUCAUCCAGACUAUCCCAAGUACCAGGCUGAAGCAAAACUGAUGGCAGAUGAACUGGGAUCAAAUCAUAUUGGGAAUGACAUCACCUUCAGACAGGCCACUGAAGAUGAAAAGGAAAAGGUAAAGUCAGCUCUACAUAGUGAAGAGUCUAUUCAUGGGAAUGGAGACUGGGCUGUGAAAUUGGAUAUGAAUCUCUUUUACAGUGCCAACCUGAGCCGCUCCCCUCUUUACAAUCAGCAGAUGCCGUACAAUUCAGUUAUAUAUGGUGCAUUCGGGUGCAGUUCUUCAGAUAAUGAUCCAGCAGAAAAGCUAUAUGGUAAAGGGUCAGGCAGACAGAAAAAAAUUGUUGUUGCUGGGAAGUGGUGCGGGAAAGUAUGGAUGUCAAAUCAAGUUCAUGCUUUGCUAGCUGGAAGAGAUGAUGAACGAGAAAAGGAGACAUGUUUUUUGGCUUUACCAGCACCUGAGCAUCCAAAGCCUAGUGUCAACCUUGAAAAACCAUCAAAAAUCCACAAAAUGGAUACAGCCUCUGUAAGUAGCAAGGUUGAGAGAAAGAGAAAGAGUAAUACUGAAAUUAGAUCAGCCUCAAGAGCCAAGUCCCUUAAAAUAGAAGAACCAGCCAGAGUACUCGAUGAUGCACCAGACGAGAAAGUCAUUCGACAAUAUAAGAGAAAUUUUAGAAAUAAAACAAAAAAGGAAAUCAAAGAGACUCCUCAUCAUAUGGACAACUGCGAGCAGGAAACAAAAGAAUCCACCUUGCAUAUGGAAUUUCUGGAAGGGGGACCUAGCACAAGAUUGAGGAAAAGGACCUCACAGCCACCUCCUGAGAACAGAGCAAAACUAGUAAAAGCAAAAUCUGUCACAAAGAAGCGAACAAGCAAUAUGGGAGAGACCUCACAGACAACUACAGAGAACAGAGCGAAACCAGUCGAAGCAAAAUCUGUCACAAAGAAGAAGAGGAGCAAUACGGAUGGGACCACUACAGAGAACAGAGGCAAACUAGUUGAAGCAAAAUCUGUCACAAAGAAGCAAAUGAGCAAUAAGGAAAAGACACCAACAGAGAACAGAGUUAAACUAGUUGAAGCAAAAUCUGUCACAAAGAAGCAAACUAGUAAUACUGAAGAGACCUCACAAACACCUGCGGAGAACAGAGCCAAACUAGUUGAAGUAAAGUCUGUCACAAAGAAGCAAAGGAGCAAUACAGAAGGAAAGAAAGGACCAAAAAUUAAAGCUUCAGUUUGCAAUAGCAACAAGAACAGAGGCAGUAGAAACAAGGUCACAGACAGUAGCAACAAAAAUACAAGCAGUAGCAACAAGAACACUGGCAAUAGCAACAAGAACCUGAGUGACGAGGAAGCAGAGUAUGCAUGUGAGAUUGAUGGGUGCAGCAUGAGUUUUAGCUCCAAGCAAGAAUUAAUGCAGCAUAAACGGAACAUCUGCCCAGUUAAAGGAUGCGGGAAGAAAUUCUUUUCACACAAGUAUCUGGUGCAGCAUAGGCGAGUCCACGUAGAUGACCGCCCUCUACAAUGUCCCUGGAAAGGCUGCAAAAUGACGUUCAAAUGGGCUUGGGCGCGAACAGAACACAUCAGAGUUCAUACCGGUGUACGACCAUAUAUCUGCAAUGAGGAUGGCUGUGGUCAGACAUUCCGGUUUGUUUCAGAUUUCAGUCGUCACAAACGGAAGACGGGGCACUCAACCAAGACAACAAAGAAGGCAAACAAGUAAAUUGAGGAGAGAUGUUUAGGUGACAUAGCUGCUAAUUUUAAGAUUCCCUUUGUAAUCUAUUUUUCGGAGUAGAGUUUAUUCUGUUUCCUCUAGGCCUUCAUUGGGCAGAUUUAUCUACAUGAACCAAAGAAAAUGUUAAGACAGGAGGAUUUUCAGCACAAGGGAAUUUGCAAGAAUUUAGUGUUGUAACGAAUCAGGGGAGUGUUCUUUUUAUCACUAUGAGAGAAUAACACUUCUAUGAGAAGCAUUGUUGGCUCAUUUA
This is a messenger RNA of Daucus carota subsp. sativus, 4852 nucleotides long. RefSeq names its product lysine-specific demethylase REF6. The transcript has 7 exons. Gene Ontology annotation, biological process: regulation of gene expression; chromatin remodeling. Gene Ontology annotation, cellular component: chromatin; nucleus. NCBI's taxonomy places the organism in Eukaryota, Viridiplantae, Streptophyta, Magnoliopsida, Apiales, Apiaceae. Gene Ontology annotation, molecular function: histone H3K4me/H3K4me2/H3K4me3 demethylase activity. The record is from RefSeq and is a predicted model, not a curated record. Bases 361 to 4590 code for a protein of 1409 amino acids.